Messenger RNA from Rotaria sp. Silwood2, 1623 nucleotides. NCBI's taxonomy places the organism in Eukaryota, Metazoa, Rotifera, Eurotatoria, Philodinida, Philodinidae. The record is from the annotation of a GenBank genome assembly.
AUGAAUAUUAAAAUUGAUACAGAUAAACCAGUUACGUUGUCGAUUAAUACGACUAAUGAACAUCAUCAUUUACACACGACAUCAACACCAACAUCUAUUUAUCAUCCUCGAAAUCCUUCAACUACUGGUCCAAUGAAUGUUAAUAAUACAAAUCCAGGUCAUUUUCAUCCUCAUGCACAUUUAUAUAAUACCACAAGUGGUUAUAAUUAUUCAUCAGCACCACCACAAGCACCACCAUCAUCAACUAGUUAUUAUUCAAUGCCACCAAAUAAUCUUUAUAAUGAUCCAUAUUCUCAAUGUUCAAACUAUUUUAAAGCAGCAGCAGCUGCUGCUGCUGCAUCAUCAUCAUCAUCAUCGGAUCUUUCAAAAAUCAAUAAUAAUCAUUCAAAUCGACUUUCAUAUCCUAUGGAUCAUUCUCAUUCAGCAAAUAUGCAUUAUAUACCAUCAUCAACAGGUUUAUCAUCUCAAAUAGAUAUUAAAUCUGAACAUUCAUUACCAAUAAAAAAUAAUACUUCAUUAACAAUGUCAGGUGGAGAUGAUUCAAAUGAAAGUCAUCCAACAGGUACUGAAGAUGAUAAUGACGAUGAUGAUGAUAUGGAUUUAAAAACGCCAGAAAAAGAAGAAUCAAAUAGUACAUCAACUAAUGCACCAAGAAAAUCGAAUCGUCGAGCAGAAAAACCACCAUAUUCUUAUAUUGCUUUGAUUGUCAUGGCUAUUAAUAGUACACCAACAAAAAAGAUGACACUUUCAGAAAUCUAUUCAUUUUUACAACAAAGUUUUCCAUUUUUUCGUUCAACUUAUAUGGGAUGGAAAAAUUCUGUUAGACAUAAUUUAAGUCUUAAUGAAUGUUUUAUUAAAUUACCAAAAGCAAUGGGUCGAGCUGGUAAAGGACAUUAUUGGACGAUUGCACCUGAUUCAGAUUGUAUGUUUGAUGAUAAUUGUAUGCGUCGAAGACCUAGAGGAUUUCGAAGAAAAUUAGGAAAACAACCAGGAUAUCCAAGUCUUUUAGGUCAAUUAGAUUCAACAGUUACAACAAAUCCUAAUGGUAUGGCAACAUCAUCAUCAUCAUCGUCAACAAUGGAUCCAAGUACAAUUAAUUCGUACAAUCCAAAUCCAUCAUCAUCAUCUCCUUCAACUUCAACUGGUAUUGGAGCUGCAAAUUAUUUUGAUCUUAGUAAUUAUGCUGCGUCAUCAUCAUCAACAGCAGCAGCAGUCAGCGGACAUCAUUCGUCAGAUCUCUAUGCAGCUGCAGCUCUCAUGGCCUCAUAUUCUUCUACUUAUCCUCAUCGUUCUCAUUUUACAACAAAUAAUUCAUCUUGUUCGUCAUCAUCAUCAUCAACAACAACUACAAAUGCUUUAACGACAAAUGCAAGAGUUACAGAUGAGACUGAUUCAGGAACACAUGUACAUUUUACAAAUAGCGUACACUAUGCACCAGGUCCAUCUCAAUCAGCUUAUUUUUCUUAUGGAAAUCCACCAACUCAUCCAUCACCAAGUUCAACAUUUGAUCCACAUAAUCAUUUUUAUACAAAUCCAUUUGCUGGAUUUCUUGAUCAAAAGCAUUCACUUUUGCCGGCAACAUUGUCCUGCUAUGAUCAUCAUCCAUCGUCAUCAAACUAUUAA